UUUGAAAGCACAACCGGAAGUCAUUUCGACCGCGCUGGAUAGAGGAGCUGGUGAGGUACUCAGCAGCACUACCACAAACUGUUGGAGCAUCUUGCCUGAAGACAAAUAAAUGAAAAUCCCAAAAUUUGAACAAUUGCUUUCUGAACCCUGGUCGUUACAUUGUGGAUAAAAUGCGGAGUGACUGUCCGCUUGCUGCUACGCUGUCCGGGUACCAGCGUAGCUGCUAAACGGAGCUUAGGUCGGGUCAGGUGGCAGAGAACACAUGUCACCGUUAUCGCUGUUUGGUUCCAGUUUCGGGCAGUCGGAUCUCUAUUUCUCUGAACGUUGUUAAAGCCAAAAUAAUGGGCCGCCGUCGAUAGGAAUAGCUAGGGCUGGUACUAGACCUGCGAAUGCAGAGAAAUGAUCAUUUCGCUCGGAAGAAACGGGUUACUCGGACUCGCUGUCGGAGCUGCAGCCAGUUUGGGGUUGAUUGGGCUUCUAAUUUACAGAGAGCGGAGCAGGAGAAGGUCUCAAAGGCUGGAAUCUAGAGGCCAGUCAGCUGCAAGGCUGCCUGACCAGGCGGAUGGAGCGGCGCUGUUCCAGGAGCCCCUGGAUGCUCAGGAGAUGGAGGCCCAGCAGCAGGCCGUGGCAGCGGUGGAGGCCGUGGUGCAGGGUCUGUCCCCAGAGCAGCAGCUGGAGCUCCGGAUCCAGCUGGACCAGGUGCUGAGCUGCGUGGCCUCGCUGCGCUCUGAGGUGGCCGAGCUCCGGGGGGGGCUGCAGGGCAUCGCCCUGCAGAUCAUCCAGGAUGUCAAACUGAAACUGGGCUUCUCUGGCUGCUGUUUUCUUUCACACACCUUUAGAAAGGGAGUGGAGGACAGUCAAAGGCUCCGACGUCGUCGCCAUGUCAACAGAGAGCGGACCGACUCAACCAGCUCCAGUUCUAUCUACUUUACUGCCAGCCAGGAUGUGGGCAGCACCAAUGAGGAGACCAGCGAAGGAGGGUACUCCACGGCCUACGCUGAGUCUGAGUACACAGACCGCGAUGAAGAUGAGCCAGAACCGGAGCCAGACUCUGAGGAAGACGAGGAGGAAAGAAGCUGUGCCACGGUCCUCACCCUCCGCCAAGAAGACUCCCAAGAGGAACAGGAGAGGGAAGUUGAGGAAGAGGAAGAGGAGGAGGGAAGGCUGUGGAUGGAGGCAGAAGUUCCUCACGGAGAGCUGGCUCUGCUUUUGGCUCAGAGUGACAUCCUUCACACUGGAGACGCUACUUUAAAAGCAGACGGCUUUCAGCUGCUGCUGGACAACAGAGCAGAGUACGGAGACAGCAGGGACUUCCUCUGGAGACUGGCUCGCGCUUACAAGGACAUGUACGAGUCUGCCAAGGACAAGCAGGAGAAGUCCAGCUACGCUCAAAAAGGUCGGGAGGAGGCGGAGCUGGCUCUGAACUACAGCAGCCUGGAUGCUGAGAGUCAUAAGUGGUUUGCUGUGCUGACCAGACUUUCCUCAGAGCAUGAGAGCAUGCACAGCAAACUGAAGAGCGGCCACAUCCUGAAGGAGCAUCUGGAUCGAGCCUUGGCCCUCAGUGAUGAUGACCCCGUGUGUUACUACCUACUGGGCAGAUGGUGCUACGAGGUUGCCACAUUUGACUGGUUGGAGAAGAAGGCUGCUGCUGCACUGUACCGGACCGCCCCAACCGCCUCCAUUCAUGACGCCCUGGAGAACUUCCUGAAGGCGGAGGAGCUCAGGCCAGGAUUCUCCAGGAACGUCAGGCUUUACAUCGCCAAGUGUCACAAGGAUCUGGGGAACAUCUCUGAGGCCACAAACUGGACCAGGCUGGCACUGAAGAUGCCCACAGACAAUGAUGAAGAAGCAUAUGAACUGGAGGCUCAUCUUCAGCUUUUAACCGACAAACAAACAAACUGACAGUUUGGGAACUCUUUCAGAUGUUUUCCUUCACUAAUAGAUGUCUCUCAAACUAUCCUUUUUAUUAUUUUAUGACAUGUGGUAAAUUCUCUAGUAACUGGUCUAUUUUUUUGCUUGCUUGGGUUGUAUUUAUUGAUUUCACAUCUGUGCGUUGCAUUUAUUGAUUUUAUCUUUAUUGCAAACUUUUCAGCCCUUCAGUUUGUUCCCCUCUCCCCCACUCCAACUGCCAGUCUAAGAAGCAGCAGGCUCACCUGACCACUACACCCAUUGAUGCUACUGCAGCAUGUUUGCCUCCAAUGACUGACUAAGGGCUCAGUAACAGAUUAGCUGAUCUCAGAGCAGCAGCAGGUUUCUUGGUUUUUGAGUGUUAAAGUCUCAAGAGUUGCAGCUGCUGCCAGAAAAGCUGAGAAACUCCCUGGCUGUACAGCCUCAGUGGUGCUGUGACCUUUCAGACAGACGAUAAUCCAUGUUUUCACACUUUAAGUCAUUUAUUGAUUUACAUGGUAUUUUCUAAACAAAACCUGCAUCGUGGGAACAGAAGAUAAGCUGAGCAAAAAACCUUAUAUGGUGGCAUCUCAUUUUUACAUAAAGCUAGAAGAAAAGUCCUGUUUUCCUUUUGCUCCAGCUCUGUUCCAUCUUCACAGGUGUUGUUCUGGAAGAGCUCAUUUCUAAUACAAUAAUAACAAAGCAUCAAGGAGGAUACAGUAAAAAUCAGAGCUUCUAAUUUAGUUUAAAAUGAAAAUAAAUCAUGGACAGUUGUUAGAGGUGAUGCUCUGGCUCUUCCAGUGUUCAACCUUUGCAGUAAUAAUGUUUAGUUACAUAAGUAUUUACAUUUUUGGAUUCUUUUUGUCUUAUUUUCACAGUGACAUCAUUGCACUUACAUUUUUUUUUGUUAGCACUCAGUGAAAAACUGAUCAUGUUAUUUCCUGUAAAUCUGAAUCAAUAUUAAAUUUUAAUGAAAU
Molecule: messenger RNA, 2864 nt
Organism: Poecilia latipinna (sailfin molly)
Lineage: Eukaryota; Metazoa; Chordata; Actinopteri; Cyprinodontiformes; Poeciliidae
Gene: rmdn3
Product: regulator of microtubule dynamics 3
Exons: 12
Coding region: 400-1902 (500 amino acids)
Cellular component (GO): spindle microtubule; mitochondrion; mitotic spindle pole
Molecular function (GO): microtubule binding
Source: RefSeq, a predicted model, not a curated record